This is a messenger RNA of Malus domestica (apple), 1086 nucleotides long. RefSeq names its product signal peptidase complex subunit 2. Gene Ontology annotation, cellular component: membrane; signal peptidase complex. NCBI's taxonomy places the organism in Eukaryota, Viridiplantae, Streptophyta, Magnoliopsida, Rosales, Rosaceae. The record is from RefSeq and is a predicted model, not a curated record. Gene Ontology annotation, biological process: protein targeting to ER.
CUGUACCCGCUCUUUUUCUCUCAGUUUCCACCAUCUUCGGACAAAGCCCUUCAAAUUCAGUCCUCCAAUCCAAAUCCCCAUAAAAAUGCAGGAAAAUAAAUCAGACUCGCCCAACAAAAACCCUAAGAAGGCCAAUCUCCUCGACCACCACUCCAUCAAACACACCCUCGACGAGUCCGUCACCGAGAUCGUGACGGGCCGCGGAUAUGUGGAGGACGUGCGGCUGAGCAAUGUGAGGCUGUUUCUGGGCACCAUCAUCAUCGCCAUCGCUCUCUUCGCUCAGUUUUACAAGAAGAAGUUCCCCGAAAACCGAGAUUUUCUCAUCCUCUGCAUCGUCUUGUAUAUAGUCUUCAAUGCGGUGUUGCAGCUCAUCAUAUUCACCAAGGAGAAGAAUGCCAUUCUCUUUACGUAUCCUCCCGUGGAUUCCUUCACAAGCACUGGAUUGGUGGUCUCUUCCAAAUUGCCAAGAUUCUCUGAUAUGUACACACUUGUGAUAGCAAGUUCAGACCCCAAAUCUAUUUCUGCUAAUCAACCAGUACAGUUCACCAAGAGCGUUACUCAGUGGUUCACCAAGGACGGAGUUUUGGUGGAGGGCCUCUUCUGGAAAGAUGUCGAAGCACUAAUAAAUGAAUAUCAGAGAGAACCAAAAAAGAGCAAGUGAUUGGAAACUACAUCAUAUCGUCGUUGGUGGAGAACCUGGUUGGAACGGAAAGAGCUUUAGUUUAGCUGUGACGCGACUAUAGAUGUAGCUCCUUGACAAUUUUAGCUUGUCUCACCGGUAACUUUAGAAUCGAAAUCAGUUUAAACUUAUAUCUCAUCGUUUACAAGACUUGAAGCGCAUUGACGGAAUUUUUAACAAUUAGGCUAUUUUGUUAUCUGUGGAUGUUAGAGUACUGCUGAAAUGAACUCGGGUAGCGAUUCUAACACUGGUUGUUUAACCUCUGCCUGUGAGUGGAGACUCCACUGUGGAGUGACAAAAUGUAAAGUAAAAGUCAUGUUUCUUAUGAUUAAAGAUGUUAUGCUGAUCGGGUCCGGAUCCCCGCCGGAUCCUCUUUGUGAGGAUCCCGAAGAUCCAUGAAUUAUGUC